Molecule: messenger RNA, 1533 nt
Organism: Lates calcarifer (barramundi perch)
Lineage: Eukaryota; Metazoa; Chordata; Actinopteri; Centropomidae
Gene: pcmtl
Product: l-isoaspartyl protein carboxyl methyltransferase, like
Exons: 9
Coding region: 155-904 (249 amino acids)
Biological process (GO): protein modification process
Cellular component (GO): cytoplasm
Molecular function (GO): protein-L-isoaspartate (D-aspartate) O-methyltransferase activity
Source: RefSeq, a predicted model, not a curated record
UCAGACUGGUCUGCGAUCUGAUUGGCUCUCUACGACUUCAGGGUGGAAAGGCCGUAUGUCAUUGGUCAGGAGCUUCGGUCCACUGAGGAGGGAGCUAGGAAGUUUGUCUCAGCUGGAAGGAGCGGUGGUGGCGAAGGGAGACCCAGGGUAGGAGAUGCGAGCAGCGCUGCGCCUGGCAGUAGUGGCUUUCCCUAUGGGUGUGCUGCUGUCCCGGACCAUGGCCUGGAUGUCCAGCGGCAAAACACAUCCAGAGCUCAUCAGCAGGCUGAGGGAUCAUGGGGUGAUCCGCAGCGACAGAGUGUUUGAUGCCAUGCUGGCUACAGACAGAGGGCUCUACUCUAGUGACUAUCCUUAUGCAGACUCUCCUCAGUCCAUAGGCUACAGGGCAACCAUCAGUGCACCACACAUGCAUGCUCAUGCCUUAGAGCUGCUGAGUGACAAACUAAUAGAAGGGGCAUCAGCACUGGAUGUGGGUUCAGGAAGUGGAUACCUCACUGCCUGCUUUGCACGGAUGACAGGACCCAGCGGCAGAGUGGUUGGCAUUGAACACAUCGAUGAACUGGUUCAAAUGUCAAUAAAAAACGUACAAGCCGACGACCCAGAGCUGCUCUCCUCCGGACGUAUCAGACUUGUAGUGGGAGAUGGAAGGCAGGGCUUCCCAGAGGGAGCGCCAUACGAUGCAAUUCAUGUUGGUGCAGCUGCAGCUACUGUUCCCAAGGCCCUCUUGGAGCAGCUGAAGCCUGGCGGGCGGCUUGUUCUCCCAGUGGGCCCUGAUGGUGGCAGUCAGGUGUUAGAGCAGUAUGAUCGGCAGAGUGACGGGACCUUCCUCAAGAAAGCUUUGAUGGGAGUGGUUUACGUCCCCCUGACGGACAAGCGGCGUCAGUGGCCAGGAGGUGAGCUCUGACUGCAGUGUGGUUCCCCCUGCAGGAGGUGGCGUUGGUGCUGCAUCUCCGGUACCCCGUAAUGCUCCUUAUGGUUUCGCUGCGCUCCAGACUUAACAACCACCUGCCCCGCUGGGCUGUCACCUAGCAACCAAUGUAAAAGGAGGAUCUCGCUCUGUUUGCCUGACCAGAUUGUCUUCCAAGAGUGCUAUAAGAGUGAGUGACUGAAUGAGUGUCCACUGCUGGACUAAGGACCUUUCUACCAGAAAUCCAUGGAGUCAGUUAGAGACUGAUAAGGUUAUUGUGGAUGAGGUUUUAAUAAUUAACAUUAUUUAUGGGUAAGUCAGUGAGGUUCAGCAGUGACAAAAUUGCAACAGAGCUACAAUCUGUAUUCAAUUCAGAUGAAUGGAUAAUUGAUGAAAUUGUGUGUAAGUCUUAUAAGAAUGCUUUGGUUAUAAAUGCAGUACUAAAUGCAAAACUUAUUCUUACUUGAUUCAUAUACAGUGUGUGUAGGAUGUGUCCUGUUUGACAUUGUUACUGUAGAACAGAUGGGGCAUUGUGCCAAAAAUCAAUCAACUGAGGCAUUUAACUUUUUAAAACUAUACAAUCAUUGUAAUUAUGUGUGAUUUAUUAAUAAAACCCACUAUAUGGA